CUUGGAGGGUACUGGUAGCUCAUAGUAACAGAAUUAGCCAGUUCUCCUGCAGGCUCCAUCAAAUAUGCUGGGUUACUGGGUGGUAGUGGGUUGUUUGUAAAUUGAGGUCUCAUGAAUUAGGCUCCUUUUACUUUCUAUGAAAGCUGUAGGAACUGGGGUCACUAAAGUUGGGCAGCCCCCAAACCCAGAACCUUGGUAGGUAUAAUCCCAGCACUUGGAAGUUAGAGGCAGGUGGAUCUCUGAGGUCAACUUGAUCUUCAUAGUGAAUUCCAGACAAGCCAGGGUUAUAUAGAAAGGCCCUGCCUUAAAAGCAAACAAAGAACUAAAAACCCAGAAUCCAAUUACUGCUCCAUAAAAUAACAGAUUCAGGAGCUCCAGGACUUCCUGGAGGAGGAGGGGGAGGGAGAGGAUGGGACUGGGAUAGAGGACAUUGUAGGUUUCACAGUGUGUCAUUUUGGGCUUAUGCCUGUGUCUGUGGGAAUGCAAUUUUGUGCAUGUAUGUGAUUGUGAGGGACAUGCCUAUAUUUAAUGGCCUCAAGAACGGUUGUAUGUGUGAGAGAAGCUCUGUGUGGGGACCUAGUUAUGUGCAUGAAUAUGUGUUCUAGGGUGGAUCCCAUGCCCUCUGAAGACACUUGAGCUAUGCAAAGAGAUUUGAGAGUUUUUCCAGAAAAUGUGAGAAUAAACAGGGUAAUGCAUGUAUUGGUGUCUGUUAUGCUCCUUCACUAAUAGCGCUAUCUGAGACCCAGAAAGUAAGCAUCAGUUUCUAUGUCUACAGAGAGGGUGAUGGUGCCUGCCCUGCUCCUUUCUAAGACUAGGGUAGAGCUCCAGGUAGAGACAACAUGGGAAGCUGGGUUGGGGAGUAGAAAGGGUCUAAAACAGGAUGAGGAAGGGGAUGAGAAAGAGUUAGAGAUCGUAAGGUGAGGAGGUGGGUCAGGAGAUAGAGGCAGGUGAGGGAGAGUCUGCACCUGGAGGUUUGCUAGCCUUAGAGGGAGCUCUGAAGGCCCAGCAGCUACCUUUCUAUGAUCCUCACCUGUGAAAGACCAUCUGCCCCAUAGGAGGUCUAGGUCUAGCAGAGGACUCUGUCCGGGAGUUUGGGGUGAUGGUCCACUUCUUUUGUUCAAUAUGACUUGAAAGUUUCCUUUCUAAUUUGUAGACAUGAUUUUUUUUUUUUUCGGAGCUGGGGACCGAACCCAGGGCCUUGCGCUUGCUAGGCAAGCGCUCUACCACUGAGCUAAAUCCCCAACCUGUAGACAUGAUUUUUGAUGAGAGAUAACGGAGGGGAUAGAGAACCCAGAGGUGGUGGCUCCUGCAUGUGAUCCCAGCAGUGGGGAAACUGAAGCAGAAGGACUCACUUGAAAUAGAGGUCAACCUGGGCUAAAGAAUGAAACCCUACCUCACCCCUUUCCUCCAAUAAAUAAGCAAAAAUGAGUGGAAGGAACAGGACUGGGAGAAAGGAGAGUAGCUAGGUAAGCGGUUCUUAACCAUGAGGGAGAGUCACAUAUCCUGCACAUUAGAUAUUUACAUCAUGAUUUGCAAAGUAGCAAAAUUACAGUUAUGAAGUAGCAACAAAAUAACUUUAUGUUUGGAGGUCACCAUGACUUUAGGAAUUGUAUUAAAGGGUUGCAGCUUCAGGAAGGUUAAGAACCACCGAGCUAGGUGAUCUAAGAUCAUUUCCUGCCUUAGUGCUAACUUAAGAUAAUGCAUCAUGUGUUCCCAUUACCUAACUCCUGUCCAUCCUGAAAUUCCCUUCUAAGGUGUUUCCUCCUCUGGAACACCUUGCAUGGCCUCUCUGAGUCAAACUUAACUCCUUCUCAUAAGUGCCUGCUGUUCUUGGUGUUACUGCCUACCUUUCUCUCAUACCAUAUCUGUAUCUGUCUUCCUCACCAUACUGGCGUCUCCAUGAGAACAAACACUGUACUGAGUCAAAAAGUAUUUGUUGAGUAAAUACAUAUGACUUCCCAGUCUAGUGCCUUGGGAAAGGCAGAUUAGUCCAAACAGAAAUAUAAAGCGUUUACAGCUUAUAGGUUAAACAGUACAUUGUUUGCUCUGCCUUUCUGGCUGGCCCUGAGGGCUAGCGGGACUAAUGACCUCAGUCUACCUGACAUCCACUACCUACGCAUGGUACACUAACUAGUUGGGAACUUAAGCAUAGUGGCCCUUGGGAAUAUUUCACCCCCACUUCCUGGGACUCUUCUGUUGGAUACAAUUGAAGCUUUUAUUUGUGCUUUGAGUUUCCUACUCAGAAUAUCCAAGGGAGGGCCAGCCCUGGGCAUAAAGUAAGUAGCCCAGCCUAACACACCUGUCAGUAAUGGCAGCCCUCUACUUACUCACCCCAAGUAACAGGGCGCUUCGUCCUUCAAGUAACCUGUUUUAAGGAGGUUUAGUAACUAACAAUGAACUCUUUUUUUUUUUAAAGAUUUAUUUAUUUAUAUAUAUAAGUACACUGUAGCUGUCCUCAGACACACCAGAAGAAGGCAUCAGAUCCCAUUAUAGAUGGUUGUGAACCACCAUGUGGUUGUUGGGAACAGAACUCAGGACCUCUGAAAGAGCAGUCAGUGCUCUUAACCACUGAGCCAUCUCUCCAGCCCUGAACACACUCUUUAAAAAAAAAACAAAAACAAAAAACCAAACAAACAAGAAGCAUAGAUUUGGCCGGUGGUAGGUUGGGGUGUUUGAAACAGGGUCUCACUAUAUAGCUCUGGCUGGCUUACAAUUUAUGUAGAACAGGGUGGCCUCAAACUCACAGAGAUCCACCUGCCUCAGCCUCCCAAGUGCUGGGAUUAAUGACAUAACACUACCUUGUCCAGCCAACAUAGAUUUUCUUUCCAGUCCUGGCCCUAGUCUUACCUCUGCUGUGACAAGCAUAGACUAUGCUCUCCUCCUGGUUUUACGUCAGUCCUGCAUAGAUGAGUCCAUCCAAGGAGUGUAGCUCUAAUUUUUGCAGGCAACCUUCCAGGAUAGGAUCUAUAGGCUCCUGACAACCCUAACUACGUCCUUGGACUGGAUCCAGUUGUUAACUGUGUUGUCUUUGUUGGACCCAGAUCUGGAUAAUUGGACUAAAGCUGGCCUGGGCAAUACAGGCACAAGCAAUGCUACUUAUUCCUAUUGCUGUCAGACUGCUGUUGAUGCAGCCCAAGCUACCGUUAGCUGUUUCUGUGUGGAUACAGGGUGAGCACUGCUAGCUCGUGCUCAGUCCUGUCAGGAUUCUAUUUACUCGUUGUGUUUGUGUGCUUGCAAGCAUGGCACUCAUGCCUGCCUCUGCCGUGGCACAUGCGUGUCCGUCAGAGGGCAGCUUUUCUCCUUCUGCCUUUACAUGGGUUCUGAGGGUCUAAUUCAGACCAUUAGGAUGCAAAACAAGAGCUUCUCCCCUUCAGCCAUCUCACCAGUCUUUUGAUUCUCUUAACACAGGUUACUCAGCUCUCUUAGUGGAUCUAAAAACAUAACCCAGUUGCAUUCCAAUAAAAAAUGAGCCAGAUCCCCCCUUUUUUUUCUUUCUCUUCUUCUCUUUCUAGAAACCUACUUGUCUCCUCUGGAUGCAGUAUUUAGAAAGGUCUCCGCCUCCGUGCCUGGCAAAGGAGCUUAGUGGGCUGACCUUAGUCACUAUCACUUCUUACACAGUGUUCUGGGAUUUAUGAGGUGGCCUUGUUGAUUUUGAGAAGGCUGUGUGCCUGGGCAGGCAUGGAGAACUUGGCCUUGUGGGCGGAGGGCAGGCCCUGAGGACCUGGGGGUGGGACCCUCUGGUCCGGAGCAGUUUCAGUCUGAGUGGAGUCCUCAGUCCCAUCCCAGGAUUCUGCAGCACCCAGUUUGCCAUGAGGAUGGAGAUUGUGAAGUGAAGCCAUCACAGUUCCAGUGUUCAGGCCCCCGGGAUCCUCUGCCCUUUAAAAGGUGGAACUAUAGUAUCAGUAUGCCAUGGUUCCUGCGAGCUGCCCCUGCCUGUCUCUGCCACUUCUGUCCCAUCUCUCUUCAUCUUCUUCCUCCUCUGCCCUUCCUUCCAUUUAUGUUCUGGCUUUUUCUUGUGCCAGCUCUAGAAAAGGCUCUAUUUCCCCAGGCCCAGGUAUCCUACCAGGCCCCAAGUUGUGCCCCUUGCCUUGCUUGGACCACUCACAGGAUGUUCUCUGCGGCCUUGGACCCCGAUGGGACCGUGUUCCGGCUCCGCUUCACGGCCUUUGUCUGGUGGGUCAUCACUUUCCCCCUGUUCGGCUUCUUCUUCUGCAUCAUCUGGUCUCUGGUGUUCCACUUUGAGUACACGGUGGCCACUGACUGUGGGGUGCCCAAUUACCUGCCAUCAGUGAGCUCUGCCAUUGGUGGGGAGGUUCCCCAGCGCUACGUGUGGCGUUUCUGCAUUGGCCUGCACUCGGCACCCCGCUUCUUGACAGCCUUCGCCUAUUGGAACCACUACCUCAGCUGUGCAUCCCCGUGCCCGGGUUACCGCCUUCUCUGCCGCCUCAACUUCAGUCUCAAUGUGGUGGAGAACCUGGCACUGCUCGUGCUCACCUAUGUCUCCUCCUCCGAGGACUUCACCAUCCAUGAAAAUGCUUUCAUUGUGUUUAUCGCGGCCUCCCUCAGUUACAUGCUCCUCACCUGCAUUCUCUGGCGGCUGACCAAGAAGCACACAGAUCGCAAGUCCUACAGCUGGAAACAACGGCUCUUCAUCAUCAACUUCAUCUCCUUCUUCUCGGCGCUGGCUGUUUACUUCCGGCACAACAUGUAUUGUGAGGCUGGAGUGUACACCAUCUUUGCCAUCCUGGAGUACACUGUGGUCCUAACCAACAUGGCGUUCCACAUGACAGCCUGGUGGGACUUCGGGAACAAAGAGCUGCUAAUAACCUCUCAGCCUGAGGAAAAGAGAUUCUAAACCCCGUCUCUGAUCCUGGAAAACAAGAAACCACUCUGGCCUUCCCUAUCUCAGUGUCCUCUCUGGGCCCUUCUCCGUCUGGGGACUGGGAGAGAAGAGCAGGAAGGGUAGGACAAGGCUGACCCCAGCACUGCUGACUUCUCCCCACCUCUCAUCUCUCAUGGGGAUCUUCAAGAAGCAUCACUACUCACUGAAAGGUCCUAAAAAGCUGAGCUGGCAGGAAAGCCCUACCACUUGGUGCUAAGAAAAAAAAAAAAAAAAAAAAAGAGAGAGAGAGAAAGAACAAAAAAAGAAGAGUCCUGAGGUUCAUGACUGUCUAGUUUUUGACCUUUAUAUAGACACGUUUCACUAAGGUUAGGGUCCAGAGCAAUGGCUGUGACCGUCCGGUCUGGUCAUUGAUCUGACUGAUGUGUCUAGCGAUCUACCGUGUACACCCACUGUGUGUACACCCAGGUGGUAGUUCUAUAACUUGCCCAGGUGUUCUAGAGGUGUAACCUCUUCCCCAUCAGCCUCACUGUGUUCCCGUGUAUGCCUGGGGGAAGUAUGUUGUGUGAUUUCUAAGGGCUUUGGUCUCUGAGGUCAUCCAAUGGAAGUGUUGUGUUGUACUUGACAGGUAACUUGUCCCAGAAGCAGCAUCAAGUGUAGGAUAUAUUUUCCUUUCCCAUCUAAAACCUCUGGCUUCUUGGAAUAUGUCUGUCAUCCCAACACAUUGGAGGCUGAGAUGGGUGGACUGCUUCAGGAUCCACGCCACCCUGGGCUACAUGUGAGACCUUGUCUCAAAAAUGAAAUAAGAUGCAAGGCACGGUGGCACAUGCCUUUAAUCCCAACACAGCAGAGACAGGCAAAUAUCUGUUGAGUUCAAGGCCAGCCAGGGCUAUACAGUAAGACCCUGUUUUAGAAGAAAAAAAAAAAAUCAAAGAACCCUAAAAUCGCAGGCUUCUGAGACCUUUCCCUCCUUGGAUGGGGGGAGGGGUCAGAGGUAGAUUUCCCUACUCCAGAAUGGGUUCCUUGGCUUUCCUUUAUCCUCGUGACUGUCCCACAUCCCCAUCUUUCAUUUGUAUAUUUUAUUUCAAAGGACAAUAAAUUUUUUUCUUUUGCCAACA
This is a messenger RNA of Rattus norvegicus (Norway rat), 5958 nucleotides long. The record is from RefSeq and is a predicted model, not a curated record. NCBI's taxonomy places the organism in Eukaryota, Metazoa, Chordata, Mammalia, Rodentia, Muridae.